Molecule: messenger RNA, 1193 nt
Organism: Zingiber officinale
Lineage: Eukaryota; Viridiplantae; Streptophyta; Magnoliopsida; Zingiberales; Zingiberaceae
Exons: 3
Coding region: 393-866 (157 amino acids)
Source: RefSeq, a predicted model, not a curated record
GGCAGCCAUAGCUGUCUGUCCAAUGAUUCUUUGAAGUAGUGCUUCAUAGUUUUGAGAACUAAUAUGCAGAAUAUCAUAUUAUUGUGGGUCUGCUUAUAUUAAUACUGGCUAUCGUUGGUACUUCCUGGGUCAUCUUUCACCUUCAGAGGCUUGAACUGCACUGGCCAAACACUGGGAUUUGUUUGGCUUGCCUUGCAGAACCCAUUAAAUAAUCUGGUGGGAAGGAGAGAGUCUCGGAGAAGAAACCUAAAUUCUCCCUCGGCCUCCAAGUUUAAGUCUUCCUCGAGAAAAGUCUUUCUUGAGUUCUUUCUCCCGGCCCCUAGCGAAAGAAUUCUUCUGCUAGAAGUGAUCAGGCACUGCAGUUUUGACAAGGCCUCGGGGAGAUAAGAUUCAUGGAGCAAUAUGAUAAACAAUACUUGAAGAAAUCAAUCUUAAAACAGGAAGACACCUUCAGACAACAGGUGCAUGAACUCCACCGUCUGUACCGAGUGCAGGAGCAGUUAAUGAAUGAGAUGAACACCAACAAGAAGGGCCAAAAGGAUUCACGCCAUCCGACGUUUGAUUUGGAACACCCAACUGAAAAGCAAGAUAAGAAUCAUAUGAGAAUGGAAUGCCAAGAGAGUGACUUAGACCUGACCCUUGCAACUGGAAGCAGAAGACAGAAAAAGAAAGGGAUAUCUUCAUGCUCAGAUUCUGGAUCCAGUUUCUCUUCGUCCUCGACAGGGUCAGCAACUACGCAAAGAAAGGGUAAUGAGCCAGGGCAGUUCCGGAUUUCUGAGAUUGAUAUGAGAUUCCAACAUGAAACACAUAGCCAGAGUGGACUAAAGCAGAAUCCUUGGUUCUCUCAAUGCUUGAGCUUGAGCUGACAUGAUUGUUUCUUGAUUAUGUUGAGGUAUCAUUGUAGCUAUAAGUGAGAAGCAGUAUGAAUUCAGAUGGAGAUAAGGAUGAUGUGCAGAAAUUUGUAUUGUCCAAACAAAGAAAUGGACCGUAUAAGAGCAGAGGUGCAAUUCUUGAACGCAAACAAGAAAAACCAAGUUUGGCAUGUCACAAAAUUUGACGUGUUGCAGUGACAUACUUCUUGAUAGACAGCAGUUCUUGAUAUGCACUUAGGUUGUUCAUGUAAGAGUUUCCUGUAUUACAAUAACCAACAAUUCAAUUGAAAACCUAUUGUGACGAAGCAGAUUCCUGAAAUA